Messenger RNA from Salarias fasciatus (jewelled blenny), 5423 nucleotides. RefSeq names its product coagulation factor VIII, procoagulant component (gene f8). Gene Ontology annotation, cellular component: plasma membrane. The record is from RefSeq and is a predicted model, not a curated record. Gene Ontology annotation, molecular function: signaling receptor activity; copper ion binding; oxidoreductase activity. The coding region runs from base 1 to 4998 and encodes 1665 amino acids. The transcript is spliced from 27 exons. NCBI's taxonomy places the organism in Eukaryota, Metazoa, Chordata, Actinopteri, Blenniiformes, Blenniidae.
AUGGAGCCGUCACGUGCGAUCAGCGCCGCUCUCGCGCUCCUGCUGCCGCUCGUGUGCGCCUCCGCCGGGGCCGCGCAGCAGGGCGCCAAGCCGGCCGCGCACUAUUACAUAGCGGCGGUGGAGAUCGGCUGGGACUAUAUCUACCUGGACGAGGCUGACCCGACCGCGGACCAGAGGAGAACCAAAGAUAUCCCUCAGAAAUACAUCAAGGCGGUUUACAGAGAGUACACAGACUCCACAUACACUUCUCCCAAGGAGAGAGCUGCGUGGACAGGUAUUCAGGGUCCAGUGAUCGCUGCCCAGGCCGGCGACAAAGUCGUGAUCCACUUCAAAAAUCUGGCCUCCCAGCCGUACAGCAUCAGCCCGGUGGGAAUCACCUACUCCAAGCAUUCUGAAGGCGUUGGGUACGAUGACUCCACGGCAGGUCAGGAGAAGGAGGAUGACGCCGUCUCUCCUGGAGGAUACUAUGAGUACGUGUGGGACAUCAAUCACGAGGACGGCCCCACCGCCAGUGACCCCGACUGCCUGACCUACACCUACUCAUCCCAGGUGGACCCAGUCCGAGACCUCAACUCGGGACUCAUCGGUGCCUUGCUCAUCUGUAAAUCAGGCGUCCUCACGGACAGCCGGCAGAGGAAAUCUCCGGCGUUCGUCCUGCUGUUCGCCGUGUUUGACGAGACCAAGAGCUGGUACGGAGAGGUCGGAGAGAGGGUGAGCAGGGAGAGAUUCAAGAGGACGAAGGGCAGGAAGGAGUACCACACCAUCAACGGAUACGUCAACUCCACGCUCCCAGGUUUAACCAUGUGUCAAGGUCGCAGCCCCGUGUUUUGGCACCUGAUCGGGGUGGGAACAGCUCCAGAAAUUCACUCCAUUCGGUUUCAGGAUCACUCUUUACAGGUUUUGACUCAUCGCAAACUCACCAUAGAGGUGACGCCUUUGACCCUCAUCACUGCAGAAAUGAGACCGUACACGACAGGCCGCUUUCCCAUCAGCUGUCAGAUCAAUGCUCACCAACAUGAUGGCAUGGAGGCGACGUUCACAGUGGAGAAAUGCCCCGAAAAAGUUGCUCCGCCAGUCCCCGACGUACGCAAGGUCAAACACAAGCACAUCAAAGAGGAGGAGGAGGAGGACGACUACUAUGACGACAUGUUCAACACCAUCAGCAUUCAGCCCAAAAAGCCAGCGUUUCAGGCCAGAAGCAGCAGAGGACAGCAGUCCCAAACCUGGGUGCAUUACAUCGCUGCUGAAGAAAUCACCUGGGAUUACACCCCUCACCUCUCAACCGCUGACAGUGAGAUGCAGUCCAGAUAUUUGCUGCCAGCGCCUCAUCAUUUAGGCUACACCUAUAAGAAAGUGGCAUAUGUGGAGUACACGGAUGAAUCGUUCACUCAGAGGAAGAACCCCGGCGCAGCGCUGCUGGGUCCACUGCUGAAGGGAAAAGUCAACGAUCAGUUUCAUAUCACAUUUAGAAACAUGGCCAGCCGACCUUUCAACAUAUACCCCAAUGGUCUCAGCAAGAUCUAUCCGCUGCAGAGAUCCACCAAUGAGGCAGAAAAGGACUUGCGAUCAAUGGAAGUUCCCCCUAAUGGGACGUUUGGCUACGUCUGGAGGCUGACAACAGACGACGGGCCCCUGGAGGGCGACCCCACAUGUCUGACCCAUUUGUAUCAGAGCACCAUCUCCCCGGAGCGGGACCUGGCCUCCGGGCUGGUGGGCACCCUGCUCAUCUGCAGGCACGACGCCAUCGACGUCAGAGGAAAACUGUUGGGGCCCGAUAAGAAGCUGAGUCUGAUAUUUGCCGUGUUCGAUGAGAACAAAAGCUGGUACUUCAACGAGAACAUGCAGCGGUCCCGUGAGAACUCGUCCUCCACCACAGACCCCGAAUUCUACGACUCCAACGUCAUUUACAGUGUGAACGGCAUCAUGUUCAGCAGGCGUCAGUUUGUCAUGUGCAAGUCCGACGUCCUCUUCUGGCAUGUGGUCAGCGUGGGCACGCAGAGCGACUUCCUCUCCGUUUACUUCCCUGGGAACCUGUUCCAGUACGACGGCCUCUACCGGUCGGUCCUCACCCUCUUCCCCAUGACCGGCGUGACUGUUCCCAUGGAGAUGGAGCUGAUCGGUGAGUGGGAGAUCAGCGCCUUUGACAGCAGCCUGAAGAAUCGAGGAAUGAGCAUCCGGUACACUGUUCGUCCCUGCAACAGCGGAGAACUCCCCCUGGUUGAUCACGACGAGAACGAAGACCUCUCCGACUACCUGGACGGACCGGAAUUCCAGGCGAGGGGCUUCGGGCCCCAGAACGGCACCGUGUUGGUCAAAGUGUGCAAGAAAGUCCUCGGCGGCAACGUCACGCGGCCGGUCAACUCCUCUGGCCUGAACGUCACGGAAGAGCAAACGGAGGUGUGUCAGCUGAAGAGAGUGGUGGUACCCAGCGUGAAUGCCUCCGACGAGGGAAUCCCCCUGGACAUCCUGGAGGAGCUGGAGACGGACCGGGAGCAGAGGGCACCUCAGAAUCAGAGCGAAGCCGAAGAACACAACAGCGUGAGGCAGAGGAGACACGCAGAGGGAAACUGGACGGAGGAAGACGAAGACGUGUCGUCCGGGGCAUUCGAAGGAGGAGAAACUACCGUGAAGAUCGAAGGAGAAGAUGCAGCCAACUUGACUGAUGCAGACGUGGAGGAGGUGAAGGCCGAGGAGCAGAGUGAACCGCAGAGCGAAAAGAACGAGACGACAGGAGGACACAGGGACGGCAAUGAGAUUUUAUCACACAGAGAAUCACAGGAAGACGAGAGGAUCUCAGCUUUGGAAUUAGCUGGCUCGGAGGACAUGCAUGAAAACUCAGUAACACAAAACUACGUUCAGUCCAAACUGGAUCCACUAACAGAUUAUCUUCUGGAUCUGGAGUACAACUUAACUUCUACGGUGGACAACACAACGCUGGACCUGUCCCUGGAGUACGAUGACUACAGUGAGGAGGAGAAUAGCACAUCAGACCUUUUCGCGACAGAUUACCUGGACAUGCGCUCUGGAGAGAUCAGACCUCGCCACUACUACAUCGCAGCAGAGGAGAUCAUCUGGGACUACGGCAUCAGAACUCCACCGCAACUCAUCAAAGCCAAUGAAAUGCGUCGAGGGAUGAGAAAAUUCCUGCCCGAGUACAAGAAGGUGGUGUUUCGAGCGUACCGGGACAAAGAAUUCCUGCGUCCUGUAGGCAGAGGGGAGCUGGAGGAGCACCUGGGAAUCAUGGGACCUGUCAUCAGAACCGAGAUCAACGACCUGCUAACGGUGACCUUUAAGAACAAGGCCUUGAGGCCGUACUCCUUCCACCUUCAGGGAGUGUACGACCGAAGCCCGGAGACCAGCUUCAUCCAGGCGAGCUCGUCCUCUGCCUCGCCCGGGGUCUCGGGAGAACCCGUGCCCCCCGGAGAAACCCGCACCUACAACUGGAGAGUCACCUGGAAACAGGGACCCACCGAGUCUGAAUUCGACUGCAAGACCGGGGCCUACUACUCCACCGUGGACAAGGACAGAGACCUUAACUCUGGACUGAUCGGUCCUCUGGUGAUCUGUAAGUCUGGGACCUUGCAGACUCACCUGAACACGCAGAUCGGCAUCCAGGAGUUUUCCCUGCUCUUCCACACCUUUGAUGAAACCAAGAGCUGGUACAUGGAGGAGAACCUGCAGCGGUACUGCGCCCCGCCCUGCCAGGCCAACACCGCCGACCCCUGGUACCACACCAGCAACACGUUCGCAGCAAUAAACGGGUACGUGGCGGAGACCCUCCCCGGUCUGGUGAUGGCUCAGCGCCAGCCGGUCCGCUGGCACCUUCUGAACGUGGGAAGCGACAGAGAAUACCACGCUGUGCACUUCCACGGUCUACCUUUCACCGUUCACGCCAAAGAGGAGCAUCGAAUGGGCGUUUACAACCUCUUUCCUGGUGUGUUUGGCACAGUGGAGAUGAACCCCCCCACGGUGGGCACGUGGCUGGUGGAGUGCACCGUGGGAGACUACCAGCUCGCUGGCAUGAGAGCCAAGCUGCUGGUCUACAAUCCACAAUGUGCCUCGCCGCUGGGAAUGAAAUCAGGAAGGAUUGAGGAUUACCAGAUCACAGCGUCAGAUCACAUCGAUUACUGGGAGCCAAGGCUGGCGAGGCUGGACCAAUCCGGUUACAUCAAUGCCUGGAUGGGCAGAAGCAAGAAGUCGUGGUUACAGGUUGACCUUCAGAAGCCCACCCUGCUGCACGGGGUCCAGACUCAGGGAGUCAGAUCGAGGCUGCGGGGCCACUAUAUCACCUUCUUCAGUGUGUCGUACAGCCUGGACCAGGAGACCUGGACCACCUACAGAGGAAACAGCAGCGGGAAGCGCUACAACUUCCAUGGAAAUCUGGACAGCUCCAAGGUGAAAGAGAACCGCUUCUCCCCGCCAUUCGUGGCUCGCUACAUCAGGAUUCAGCCCAACGGCUACGAGAACAAGCCCGCCCUGCGCCUGGAGCUGCUGGGCUGCGACGUCAACAGCUGUUCGCUCCCCCUCGGACGCCAGAUGAGGCUGAUCAACGACAGCAGCUUCACUGCCUCCUCUACUUAUUCCAGCAUGCUGCUGAGCUGGGGCGCCAAUCUCGCUCAGCUCCACAAAAAAGGCAGAGCCAACGCCUGGAGACCAAAGACCAACAACCCUCACGAGUGGCUGCAGGUGGACCUGUGGGCGGUCAGGCGCAUCACAGGGGUCAUCACGCAGGGCGCGCAGUCCCUGCUGACCAAGCUGAUGGUGACCGAGUUCUCCGUCACCGUCAGCCGCGACGGAGAGUCCUGGAGCAGCGUGCUGGAGGAGCGAUCCCAGAGAGAGAAGAUCUUCAGGGGAAACAACAAUCUAGACGAUGAAAACGAAGAAGCCCUGACCGUGUUCGAGCCGCCGCUCUUCGGCCGCUUCCUCCGCAUCCACCCGCGGGGCUGGAUCAACGGGAUCGCCCUGCGCCUGGAGGUGCUGGGCUGCGACGCGCAGUAGACGGCGUGACCCCGCCGCGCACGGCCGCCGCCGCAGCUUUCACUUCCAGAGGCAGUUUGAGUUUACAGGACGUUGGUUUUACUUUGACAUGUAAGGAACAGAUUUAAUUGUUAUGAAGAGCAGCACUUGUUAAGUUAUAUGAAAAGCAGUCAGAAGCUAUUUGUUUUUUUUCUGUAGCCACAAAUUUUAUUACAUUUUCAUCAAUGAGAGAUUUGAAUGUUGAAAUUCACUUUGUUCUUUAGGAUACUUUAAAUUAAAUGCAAAUUGUCAUUGAAGAAAAUGUAGUUUCAGUUCAGUUUUCAACACAUCAGUGUAACUACAGAGGAAGCCCUUUGAAUGUAAGCAUGUGUAAAUAUUUCAGACCCAGAUGGAUGUAUACUGUUUACUGGUUGUUAUGUAUAUUUAUGUUCUUUUUGGAGUAUCUA